GAAAAAAUUCAUACGAACCCGUUCCGUCUGAGUUCUCACCUGUCACUAUACCGACUUGUCGAUCCGUUCGCAGAAGUCAGUGUUCAAUCUAUUGUUCGUUGCUCGUCGCUGUGUUUGAUCGACGUUUCGUCGGUCAGCAUAUAAUCUAACUUUGAGCAGGGACAUAGAGUUACUGUAUAAUCUAUAGCAGGGAAGAUUCCAUGUCGGUUUUGGAGCGGAUUGCUAGGACCGUCAAAGCGUGGCGAAUAAUUAAGUCUUUCAAACUCAAAGAUUCUUCAAGCGUAUCUCCGAGUUUAUAUCUGAGACAUUUUCGGCAUCACCCGGAGCAUCUAAAACCAGGAUUUCUGUCUAAUGGACGUGAACCUUGCUUUCUCUAUCCGGCUAUCGUUGCCAGUAUGUUUGGAGUUGGGGCAAUGGAAAUAGCUUAUGCAGAAGCUGAAGAGUCUGCUGGCACUCCCCCACCACCACCAAAGGACCUAUCUACCCAUGCUGAUCUUGAGGAGAUUGCUAAGAAAGAGAGACAGCGAAUAAAUGAGCAGUUAAUCAGGAACAAAGGAAUGAAGUAUGGUGCUUGUCCGCGAUUUACUGUUGGAGUUAAGGGCCAAAAGGUCAGCAUCAAGUUCCAAGUUCCUUCCAGUUGUGAAGUCUCGCAUCUGGUUGCCAAUCUUGUAUCAAAUCUUGGACUAAAAGUUGAAGAGCGUGCUGGUGGUUCAGAUAUGUUAUUGCGUGCAUGGGCCAGUCCAGUUGCUUGGCAACUAUCUCUUACUCGACCAAAAACUCAGAGAGAAGCUGGAGGAAACGAAGGAAACUCAUUAGAAAUUGAUGCCGGGGAUGAAGAUCUAAGCGUCCUGAUAUUUCAUUCACUUGUUAGCUCGGAUAAAACUGAAAUUGAAUUCUUAAAGCGGGGAAGCCUGAGCACCGAAGAGCUCGAUUCUUUGGUUUCUGUUUUACAAUUAGCUGGUGGAAGGUUGGGAGAAAGUAGAUCCCUUGAAAGAAAAUCGAGGGAAGGGUCUACACAAUUGCCAGAUCCGGAAAAAUCUAUAUCUAGUCUCGAAUCAAUGGGUGUGAAAGUUUAUGGACUUGACGAGCCACAUGUUAAUUCCUCAAAAAAUGAGAUAUCCUGGGACAAUAUUGCUGGUUAUGAUCAACAAAAAAGUGAAAUAGAAGACACGAUACUGCUGACUCUGCAUAAUCCAGAAUUAUUUGAUGAGAUUGCUCAUGGGACUCGGCGCAAGUUUGAAUCAAAUAGACCUCGGGCUGUUCUCUUUGAAGGGCCUCCAGGUACAGGAAAAACAUCUUCUGCUCGUGUAAUUGCAAAUCAAGCUGGCGUCCCCUUGGUGUACGUACCUCUUGAGGUUAUCAUGUCAAAAUACUACGGUGAAAGCGAACGUCUCUUGGGGCAAGUGUUUUCACUUGCUAAUGAACUUAGUACCGGUGCGAUCAUUUUCCUUGACGAGGUUGAUUCUUUUGCAAUUGCUCGUGACAGUGAAAUGCAUGAAGCUACUCGAAGAGUAUUAUCAGUGUUAUUGCGUCAGAUUGAUGGAUUUGAACAAGACAGAAAAGUGGUUGUAAUUGCUGCCACGAAUAGAAAGCAGGACCUUGAUCCUGCUUUAAUUAGUCGGUUUGACUUGAUGAUCACAUUUGGCUUACCUGAUGAGCGGAACCGUCAGGAAAUAGCAGCUCAGUACGCAAAGCAGCUAACGAAACCUGAACUGAACGAGUUUGCAAAGAAUACAGAAGGAAUGUCUGGAAGGGACAUCAGGGAUAUUUGUCAGCAAGCCGAGCGGUCCUGGGCAUCAAAGAUACUUCGAGGGAAAGUAUCCAAAACUGGAGAACAUGGAAUACUUCCACCCCUUCAAGAAUAUAUUGAGUGCGCUAUGAGCAGGCGCAAGGCUUUGCAAACUGUCGACGACCAUAAAAUCAAGGACUCCAACAUCCGCACGAAGAAAACCCAAUUCGCUUGACUAUCUAAAUCGACUCGCUAGCUAGUAAGCUUGAAAUGAUUUUUCUUUUUUGUUGAGCUUUUAAUAUGCCAAUGAAUCAGUCAUAACUUAUAGGAUUGAGAUAGAAAUGGAAAAAUAUUCAGUAAUUCGAUCAAUAUCACGCUUUGUUGAUC
Molecule: messenger RNA, 2116 nt
Organism: Cucurbita pepo subsp. pepo (vegetable marrow)
Lineage: Eukaryota; Viridiplantae; Streptophyta; Magnoliopsida; Cucurbitales; Cucurbitaceae
Product: P-loop containing nucleoside triphosphate hydrolases superfamily protein
Molecular function (GO): ATP binding; ATP hydrolysis activity
Source: RefSeq, a predicted model, not a curated record